This is a messenger RNA of Polistes dominula (European paper wasp), 4457 nucleotides long. RefSeq names its product protein argonaute-1 (gene AGO1). The record is from RefSeq and is a predicted model, not a curated record. Gene Ontology annotation, molecular function: RNA binding; protein binding. NCBI's taxonomy places the organism in Eukaryota, Metazoa, Arthropoda, Insecta, Hymenoptera, Vespidae.
AGAAGUAGAAGAAUAAAAGAAAAAAAGAGCUUCCUUGGUUGGUUGGUUGCGCGCGCGCGCGCGCGCGCUCAGCCGCUCUCAACCACCGUUUGUCGGUCGUUCAUUCACGGUCAGGAACUACUACGUAUAAUAAAUACGUUGUAUGUGCAGUGUUCUACUAGUGAUGAUAGAUAUAUAAUAGUGUGGUGGUAGUAGUGUGUAUAAUAUUGCUUCUGUACUACUGAAUCGUCGUUUUUUCGUCUUCUUUGUGUCAUUGUUGGUGUUGUUAUUGUCGUCAUCAUUAUCAUCAUUAUCUGUGACAUAAAACGUUGUCAACUUCGUCAACUUGUCCAUCGUAUUAUACCUCUCUUGUGCGCUCGCGCGUUCACGGUAUAUCACACAACACACACACACAUCUGGGUUUUACCAACGUCACGUGUUAUAACUGUGUGACGUUUCGUUGUGACUAACAGAAUUUAAGUUACAAAAUAAUUUCUUUUUGAUUUUUUGUUGUUGUGUUGUUGUUUUGUUGUGUUCUAAUCUCUUUAACCUCUUCCAUAUCUUAUUUGUUUCUUCAACAUUUUAUUUCCCUGAGUGAAUCAUACCCAAAGUCUUCAUGGUUUUACACUCCGUUAGUGCAACAAUGUAGUUUUAUUUUUUCUACGUUUUCUUUAUUCCCUUUCCCUAAACCCACCUACCCACUCCCCACUACUUAUCCCUCCCUAUUUUAUCUACAAGUAUUUUUCAUUUUAUCUUUUUCUUUUUUUUCUCUUUUACUUAGUUUCAAAUAUGUGACAAAAUUGAAAGAAAAAUAAUAUAGCUUGGAUUCGUGGAUCGUGAAAGAGAGAGAGAGAGAGAAGAUACAAGACCAACCUGUCGUCGUGUGUCCCCCAUUUUUCCAUCAAUGUUUGGAGAAGAAGAAGAAAAAAUAAAGAAACAAAUAAAAAAAUAGACAGUAUCUUGAAGAGUCGAAAAUAAAUGUAAAAAAAAAAAAAAAGAAGAAAAAAAAGAAAAAACGUGUGUUAGUAUAAAAUAGUUAAAGGCGUGAGUAAGGAACCCACGCGUGUGGUGUGUGUCUCUCUUCUAAAACUUCAUCGAUAAUGUGUGCAAACGUUAUUGUUUUACUGUGAAAAAAAAAUAACAAGAGUUAUUCAUCGUCGUGUUGCAUCAAAAUACGAAACAUACACGCAGCUCAAGAAACGUAUUAUGAAAAUAAUAUAAACCAGAAGAGAAGACAUCAAAAAAGGAGAAAAAUGGCUCAAAUGGAACAGCAAUUACCCAUACCGAUGCCGGAUUUAAGUACUCUUCGCAUAACAACAGCAGUUUCUAUGCUUGGUAAAGCGUAUGGAUGUGGACAGUGUAGUGCCCCCCCACCUGGACCAACAACCAGCACUUCCGUUGGAACAGCCGGAGCAACUGGGAGCAAUGUUGUUACUCCAAGUUCUCUGGGGCUGGUCCCAACCCAACAAACACAUACUCCACCUCAACCUCCAGAACUGCCAAUGUUUUCAUGCCCACGAAGACCCAACAUAGGACGCGAAGGUAGACCGAUUGGAUUAAGAGCAAAUCAUUUUCAAAUUACUAUGCCAAGAGGUUUUGUGCAUCAUUAUGAAAUAAAUAUACAACCUGAUAAAUGCCCUCGCAAAGUUAAUAGAGAAAUCAUAGAAACAAUGGUUCAUGCAUAUAGUAAAAUUUUUGGAACUCUUAAGCCUGUGUUUGAUGGCCGAAAUAACUUGUAUACAAGAGACCCUUUACCUAUUGGAACUGACAAAAUAGACUUAGAGGUAACACUGCCUGGUGAGGGUAAAGAUCGAGUUUUCAGAGUCGUAAUAAAAUGGGUAGCUCAAGUUUCAUUAUUUGCCUUAGAAGAAGCACUAGAAGGGCGUACAAGACAAAUUCCAUAUGACGCUAUACUUGCGUUAGAUGUUGUAAUGAGGCAUUUACCAUCAAUGACUUACACACCUGUUGGAAGAUCAUUUUUUAGUAGUCCAGAUGGAUAUUAUCAUCCAUUAGGUGGAGGCAGAGAAGUAUGGUUUGGUUUCCAUCAAUCUGUUAGGCCAUCGCAAUGGAAAAUGAUGUUAAACAUUGAUGUUUCUGCAACUGCAUUUUAUAAGGCACAACCAGUAAUAGAAUUUAUGUGCGAAGUAUUAGACAUUAGAGACGUAAACGAACAGAGAAAACCAUUGACAGAUUCACAACGAGUUAAAUUUACCAAAGAAAUUAAAGGGCUCAAAAUAGAAAUAACUCAUUGUGGGACUAUGAGACGAAAAUAUAGAGUAUGUAAUGUUACACGUAAACCAGCACAAAUGCAAUCAUUUCCAUUACAAUUGGAAAAUGGACAAACAGUUGAGUGUACUGUUGCAAAAUAUUUUUUGGACAAAUACAAGAUGAAAUUGCGUUAUUCGCAUUUACCUUGUUUACAAGUAGGACAAGAACACAAACAUACUUACUUACCGCUUGAGGUAUGUAAUAUUGUAGCUGGACAACGUUGUAUAAAAAAAUUAACUGACAUGCAAACAUCUACUAUGAUAAAAGCAACGGCACGUUCAGCGCCAGAUCGUGAAAGAGAAAUUAAUAAUUUAGUUAGGCGGGCUGACUUUAACAAUGAUUCUUAUGUUCAAGAGUUUGGGUUGAGUAUAUCAAAUAACAUGAUGGAAGUUCGAGGACGUGUAUUACCUCCACCCAAGCUACAGUAUGGUGGGCGCGUAAGUUCCCUCAGUGGACAGGUAAUAAAUACGAAGCAGCAAGCAAUGCCCAAUCAAGGUGUUUGGGAUAUGAGAGGCAAACAAUUCUUCACAGGAGUUGAAAUAAGAGUUUGGGCAAUAGCUUGCUUUGCACCACAAAGAACAGUACGAGAAGAUGCAUUACGUACAUUUACAACACAAUUGCAAAAAAUUAGUAACGAUGCUGGUAUGCCUAUUAUUGGACAACCAUGUUUUUGUAAAUAUGCUACAGGACCAGAUCAAGUAGAACCUAUGUUUCGAUACUUAAAAGCAACUUUCAAAGCAUUACAACUGGUGUGCGUGGUAUUACCUGGGAAAACUCCUGUGUAUGCUGAAGUAAAACGAGUUGGAGAUACUUUGCUAGGAAUGGCAACUCAAUGUGUACAAGCAAAAAAUGUUAAUAAAACAUCACCUCAAACCUUGUCAAACUUAUGUCUGAAGAUAAAUGUAAAAUUAGGUGGCAUCAAUAGCAUUCUAGUACCAAGUAUAAGACCAAAAGUUUUUAAUGAGCCUGUUAUAUUUCUUGGAGCUGAUGUAACUCAUCCUCCUGCUGGAGAUAAUAAAAAACCCAGUAUAGCUGCUGUCGUAGGAAGUAUGGAUGCUCAUCCGUCAAGAUAUGCAGCUACAGUUAGAGUGCAACAACAUCGGCAAGAAAUUAUACAAGAACUCAGUUCGAUGGUCAGGGAAUUAUUGGUAAUGUUUUAUAAGAGUACAGGAGGAUAUAAACCACAUAGAAUAAUUCUCUAUCGCGAUGGAGUAUCGGAAGGACAAUUUCUACACGUUUUACAACAUGAAUUAACUGCCAUUCGGGAAGCUUGCAUUAAACUCGAAGCUGAUUAUAGGCCUGGCAUUACUUUCAUCGUAGUACAAAAAAGACAUCACACUCGUUUGUUCUGUGCAGAUAAAAAAGAACAAAGUGGAAAAAGUGGUAAUAUUCCAGCUGGUACAACCGUUGACGUUUGUAUUACUCACCCAACAGAAUUUGAUUUUUAUCUAUGCAGUCACCAAGGUAUUCAGGGAACAUCUAGGCCGUCUCAUUAUCAUGUUUUAUGGGAUGACAAUCACUUUGAAAGUGAUGAAUUACAGUGUCUUACGUAUCAAUUAUGUCAUACGUAUGUAAGAUGUACUAGAUCUGUUAGUAUACCAGCACCUGCUUAUUAUGCCCAUCUUGUGGCAUUUAGAGCAAGAUAUCAUCUAGUAGAAAAAGAACACGAUAGUGGGGAAGGAUCUCAUCAGUCAGGGUGUAGUGAAGAUAGGACACCAGGUGCAAUGGCACGAGCAAUUACGGUUCACGCGGACACAAAGAGGGUUAUGUAUUUUGCAUAAUUGUCUUUUUUUUUUUUUAAAACAUCAUAGAUAAAAGUAACAUAUAUACAAAACAAAAAAAAAAGGAAGAAAAAAAGAGGAAAUCAACGCCUUAUGUUGUUUUUUUAAAACAUGGCAUCUCAGAGCUUCAUAAUUGGUAAUUAUCAUAUCUGGUGGUAAUAAUCAUAUAUAGAUAAUUAUAACAUUACUGAAAAAUGUUGAAUGAUCUUCUUGAGUGGUCAAUUUUUUUUUUUUACUUUUAUAAUUAUAAUAAGCCUAUUCGCGGCGUGAGAGAUCAAACACGGUGAUAGCCAAGCCAGUAUACAAGUGAAAGAUCUGUAUUAUGAGUUUUCACUUAGAAUUAUACAAAAAUAGUUUAGAAAAUAAGUUUCGAAGGAUGUGGAUCAAGGACAAACAGUCAUAUUAAAAUGCAGCGAUUUGCAGCUUAAC